AAAGUUCCCGAUGGUUUCAACAAGCAAACUAUCAAUAGUUGUGUACAACUAUUUUGAGUUUUAGAGCACAAAAGUUGAGGCAUUUAUAUCUUGAGUUCUUCCAAAAUAAAAUUAAGUGGCACUUCGAGGCAUGAAGAAACCUCUCAUCGGCAGAUUUUCAUCGAACACACAGAUACGCAUUUUGUCUUAUUACGCGCCACUCAUGUAUCAAAUAUAAGCGCUGAACUCGAUGAGCAGAUUUGCAUUAUCAUUUGCAAUCGACUCCAACGUCGAGUGUAAAAAUGAGUGUCUGGAAUAUUUCAUUGUGGUGUUUGGUCCUGUUUUUACAGCAAAUUUUUGGCUGGAGUGGCCUAAAGUCAAGGGGCGAAAUCAAAGAAGGAUGCACAGUAACUGAUUUUGCUGAUAUACCAUUCGCCAUUGAAGAAUGCAGUGUUAUAGUGAUGGGAAGCUUUGAGGUACCAGGAGGCCAAAUUAUGGAGCUGAAUCUAAGAGACGAUACGACGGUGAUUUUUGCGGGCAAUAUCACAUUUGGUCAUGCCGAAUGGGAAGGUCCUCUUGUUGCUAUUAAUGCCAGCAACGCUAUUAUUUUAAGUGAAGAUGAUGUUAUUUUGGAUGGACAAGGCCAACUUUACUGGGAUGGUCUUGGGGAAUGGGGUAGCCCUAAACCGUUUUUCUUCGUCAUGCAGUUGCAUAAUUCCAUUAUGACCAAGAUGCACAUUCUAAAUCCGCCGAUGCAUUGUGCGAUUUUAUCCGAUUCUUCCAAUGUGGAGCUUUCUGACUGGGUGAUUGAUAGCGAGGCUGGAGAUGGGACCCCUAAAGCGAAGAACACUGAUGGUUUUGAUGUUUGGAACGGCACCAACAUUGUCAUUAGAAACUCAUACGUUUUCAACCAGGAUGACUGCGUGGCUCUAAGAUGCGGUGUAAAUAUGUUACUGGAAGACAUGACUUGCUAUCACAGUUAUGGCUUAAGUCUCUCAGUAGGAUUCACCACUGACUCCUUGGAGCAGAACACUCUUGAGAAUGUGACGAUUAGAAACGCGUUUCUAAGCGGUGGUCGGCAGGCUAUUCAUAUAAAAACGCAUGUAGAUGGCGGCCCAGGAUUAAUACGGAAUGUCACAUACAGUAACAUUGAAUUCGAAGGAGUUGAACGCUAUGGUGUGAUAAUUCACGAAAACUAUCAGGAUCCUACAAAUUCAACCUCACCGCCCGAUCCAAAGAACAAUGUUCCAAUAGUCGAUUUAACUUUAGAGAACAUCAAGGGAACUACUUUAGAUUCAGCUGUGCCYAUCUACGUGUUAUGUGCGGAAGAAGGGUGUUUCGACUGGAAGUUCAACAAUAUCAUGAUCGAGUCAAUUAACGAAAAUAAUUGUACAGCUGCACCUGAGGAUAUUAUAUGCUAACGAGUUUUAUGUACGAUUUAUUAGCGAUUUGGAUGUAAGUUGAUAGAUUAAAUAUAUGUUUGUGAAUCGGAAA
Molecule: messenger RNA, 1473 nt
Organism: Dendroctonus ponderosae (mountain pine beetle)
Lineage: Eukaryota; Metazoa; Arthropoda; Insecta; Coleoptera; Curculionidae
Product: probable endopolygalacturonase B
Exons: 6
Coding region: 282-1400 (372 amino acids)
Biological process (GO): pectin catabolic process
Cellular component (GO): extracellular region
Molecular function (GO): polygalacturonase activity
Source: RefSeq, a predicted model, not a curated record